This is a messenger RNA of Diversispora eburnea, 684 nucleotides long. Lineage: Eukaryota; Fungi; Glomeromycota; Glomeromycetes; Diversisporales; Diversisporaceae. The record is from the annotation of a GenBank genome assembly.
AUGAAUAUAAUUGGCUUCCUCUUCUACUUUGCUGCCAAAAUUUGUAAUAGUGAUAAUUAUUCUGAAGUGUCAUCAUUUGACCAAAAUAAUGUUAAUGACCUCAACUUAACUGAAAAUCUAGAUGAUAUUCCCUUUAAUGAGCUUAAUGAUGGACUACUUUACCCGGUAACAACAGAGAUGGCUUUUGAUAAUUGGAUAAAUUUUGAUGAAUGGCUUAAAAACUAUGGGUUAGAGCAAGGUUUUGCUUUUACGAUAACUCAUAGUGAGAAAGAUAAAAAUGAUGGGAUACCCCGGUGGCAUAUUUACGCAUGCACCAAAGGUAGAAAAUAUGUUGCAAGAAAAGAAGCACACACCAAAGAUAGUCAUAAUUCAGCCCAUAAUUCUGGUAACUGUCAAUUUCGUAUUAACGCCUACUGUCAGAAAAAUGACAAUAUGGUUUAUAUAACGAAGGUUGAAAGUCAGCACAACCAUAAACUUGUUGAUAACAUCGCUAUUCUUGUGCCCAGUUAUCGAAAGUUCACUCCUGAAAUGCAGGAUAAUGUAAGGUUACUUACAAUAUGUGGUGUGCGAUCUGUUAAAAGUGACACUGGUUCAGUAUAUCUUAGUCUCAUGAAACAACAGAAUGAAAAUCUCUCUUUCCACGUUGAUGCACAGUUUGAAGGACAAGACAAUCGUCUCGUAUGA